Messenger RNA from Sorghum bicolor (sorghum), 1549 nucleotides. RefSeq names its product protein kish. The transcript has 3 exons. The record is from RefSeq and is a predicted model, not a curated record. Gene Ontology annotation, biological process: intracellular transport; protein secretion. The coding region runs from base 222 to 437 and encodes 71 amino acids. Lineage: Eukaryota; Viridiplantae; Streptophyta; Magnoliopsida; Poales; Poaceae.
CACGUCAGCACCACUUGUUUCAGACUUGCAGCAGGAACAGCCGAAACAGCAGUUGACGCCGUUCCAGCCACAUCCGUCCCGACCUCUGCGUCCCCUGGUAGCAGGACCCCAGCAACACGGAAGGAGGGAGGUGAGCACCAUGGUAAGAUCUAUCCCGACCCUCUGCGCCCCUUGACACGGAUCUACCGCAACCCAACUCGCUUUCCCGUAUCUGAUUUUGCAUGUCGGCGCUGUUCAACUUCAACACCUUCCUGACCGUGGUGUUGCUGGUGAUCUGCACCUGCACCUAUAUCAAGAUGCAGUUCCCGGCCAUCCUCAACGACCGCACAGGAUUCCGUGGUUUCUUUUGGAAAGCUGCCAGGAUAGGUUUGGCACAUUGGCUGCAGGAGAAGAGCGAGGAGCUCGAGGCACAGGUGGAGGAGGAGCAGAGGCAGUAGCACAUUGCCUGCAAGAAGGGAAAGGGGGCUUGAGGGAUGGCGUGGCGCUCAGGCACAUGCACUGUGGGGUCCACGGGUGUGGCUAGGCUUUCAGCAGGCGGAGUGGCAAGGCGAGUGUCAUGUUCGGUAUUACCACUGUCAUCAUCGUGCCAGGCUAUUUCAACAUGCUCAGAGACUUGUGGCUUGCCAGCUUUGCAUCUGGGUCUACUGUGCUGUUCAUCAGUUCUGUUGUUCUUGCUGGCAAGGCAGGAAUCCAAUUAAUAAUGAGUAGCUCGUCAAGAUAUUUACCACCAAGCUAUUUAUUAUGGUAGGUAUUCAUCCAUUUAAUUCCACCCGAUGACCCAAGGACCUUCACAUCUUCAGUACAUUGAAUUGAACUAUGUCUGCCAAUUUCAAAAAAAAAAAAAUUCAAAAAAAAGAACUAUGUCUGUCACCUUGUGUCAGCUUCAUCAGAUUGAGAAUCAAUAGAUCAUGGGGGUAAGGGAUCCAAUGUGCUUCUGGGGAUUGCCUCAUCCUGCUUGUGGAAGAGUGACGUUCCUUGCCUCAGUCGUGUCUUCCUAUCACAUCUAUGGGUGCCACCGGUGCUCAUGGCUCUUUUCGUCUUUCUGACGUUCUUGUUGCACCUUCUAUGGUCCACAACCUUCUUUCUAUUUGUCAAUUUACAGCUGACAAUUCCUGUUCCAUUGAGUUUGACUCUUCUAGUCUUACUGUGAAAGAUUUGGCUUCCCAGCGUCCUCUGCUCCGAUGUGACAGCACAGAGCCCCUUUACACUCUUUGGUUUCUGGCGUCUUCUUCCUCUUCAUCGUCGGCUCUUCUGUCUGCUGUCUUUGCUACGAUGCCUUCCUCCACUACUUGGCACCGUCGUCUCGGCCAUCCUGGACAUGAUGCGUUGAUGCACCUUAGUCGUAGCUCUGACAUUCGUUGUACUCGAGCUCACGAUGAGCAUUUGUGUCAUGCGUGCCAACUAGGCCGCCAUGUUCGUCUUCCUUUUCAGUCUUCUUCACAUGCGGCUCAUGUUUUUGAUCUUGUACACUGUGACCUAUGGACAUCUCCUGUCAUGAGUAUGUCUGGCUAUAAAUACUAUUUGGUGGUGGUUGGUGUUUUUCUCAUUA